Messenger RNA from Zophobas morio, 759 nucleotides. RefSeq lists its product as uncharacterized. NCBI's taxonomy places the organism in Eukaryota, Metazoa, Arthropoda, Insecta, Coleoptera, Tenebrionidae. The record is from RefSeq and is a predicted model, not a curated record. Gene Ontology annotation, molecular function: protein binding. The transcript is spliced from 3 exons. The coding region runs from base 161 to 616 and encodes 151 amino acids.
UUUUGCUUCAGUCGAGCGAAAUUGCCUUAUAUUUAUAAGAAACACCUGCAAUACUAUCACGAUCAUUUAUUAUAACGAAUCGGGCGCCGCCAAUGAGCUUGUGAUUUCAGAGAGUCGCUGUAUUGUAGUGGAGGACGCGGCCGAAAAGUUCCUUUCGGUUAUGUGUGAUAAAGAAAAAGGCGUCUUUGCAGUGGUGGCCAGCGAGAAUUCCUUAUAUUUCUGGAACGUAAAGGAAAAUUUUCUUUUUACUUCGAUCCAACUUUCUUUGCCAUGUGCCCCGCUGCACAUUUUUCUGCAUCCGCGUGAAGAGUAUCUUUUUUUAGUGGUCCAGAAUAGUCAAUCAAGGUUUACUCUCCUCUGCCUUGGCAGACUCGAAUACGCCGAAUUAAAAAGUUUUCAUGCUCCCUUCCACGUGGCCGAUAGCACUGUGGCUGAAAAUCUAUUGGUCGCCUCCGGUCCGGCGGGAGAGCUUCUCUUCUGGGAUAUGCUCACGGGAGCUCCGCUGGGAACUAUCACCGAUCGCCACGCGGACGGAGUCUUAUCGAUAGCGAUUGGACAGGACCUCAUGUGCACUUUUACCGAACGCGGCAGGCUUCACGUGUAUCGGAUUUUUUAAAAGCACUGAUAAUAAGACAUCAUUUAUGCGCGUUCACUAUUUUCGUUGCAUAUAGUUUCAUAUAUAAGUCAGAAGUGCAUUGGUCGUUUUACAUUUUGCUUUUAUAUAUUUUUAGUAUCAAAAUCAUAAUAAAAGUUCACACA